Molecule: messenger RNA, 2186 nt
Organism: Polychytrium aggregatum
Lineage: Eukaryota; Fungi; Chytridiomycota; Chytridiomycetes; Polychytriales
Product: histone deacetylase 1-like protein
Exons: 11
Coding region: 84-1988 (634 amino acids)
Molecular function (GO): histone deacetylase activity
Source: RefSeq, a predicted model, not a curated record
GCCCGGCUCUGCGACACCCCUCUCCCCCUCACGCAUCCGCCUGCAGCCCAGGCCACCGCCGCCGGAGCAUCGCCUGUGUCGCUAUGAUGGCUUCGUCCGUGUCUUCAGGAUUCAUGGGCCCGUCCACCCAAUCCUCGCGAAAAUCCAAAGUCGCCUACUACUACCAUUCGGACAUUGGCAACUAUCACUAUGGCCCUAUGCAUCCGAUGAAGCCUCACCGUAUCCGCAUGGCCCACAAUCUCAUCAUGAACUACAAGCUCUGGAAUCACAUGGAGAUCCUUCGGCCCAAACCAUGCAACAGUGACGCCAUGAAGAAAUUUCACUCGGACGAGUAUAUCGAAUUCCUCGCCAGAGUGACCCCUGAGAGCAUCGAGGACAUGACCAAAUAUCAGCUGAAAUUCAACGUCGGUGAAGACUGUCCCGUCUUUGAUGGACUGUAUGAGUUUUGCACUCUCUCGGCUGGCGGAUCGAUUGCCGCGGCCGAAAAGCUGAGCCGCGGAGAGGCCGAAAUCUGCAUCAACUGGGGUGGUGGGCUGCACCAUGCCAAGAAGGCCGAGGCCUCUGGAUUCUGCUACGUCAACGAUAUUGUCUUGGCCAUCCUGGAGCUGCUAAAAUACCACCAGCGUGUGCUGUAUAUUGACAUUGACGUUCACCACGGUGAUGGUGUCGAGGAAGCCUUCUACACCACCGAUCGAGUCAUGACGGCCUCGUUCCACAAGUAUGGCGAGUUCUUCCCGGGAACGGGCGAUAUCAACGAUAUUGGCCAUGGCCAGGGCAAACACUAUGCUGUCAACUUCCCGCUGCGUGAGGGCAUUGACGAUGAAUCCUACAAGAGCGUCUUUCGACCGGUGAUUCAGAAGAUUAUGGAGUGGUUCCGUCCAGGGGCCGUUGUCCUGCAAUGCGGCGCCGACUCCUUGGCCGGCGACAAGCUUGGUAGCUUCAACCUCUCGAUGCGCGGACACGCUCAAGCGGUCGAGUUCCUCAAGUCGUUUAACGUUCCUCUGUUGCUGCUCGGCGGCGGAGGGUACACAAUUCGAAACGUCUGUCGCGCCUGGUGCUAUGAGACGUCAAUCGCCGUUGGCCAAAGCCUUCCCGAUGCCCUGCCGAACAACGACUAUUUUGAGUACUUUGGUCCAGACUAUCGACUGGACGUGCCCAGCAACAACAUGGAAAACCUGAACACCCCAAAGUAUCUGGAGCAGAUGAAGAUCAAGAUCAUCGAAAACUUGCGGCACGUCAUCCACGCCCCGAGUGUGCAAAUGCACCACGCUCCUAAGGGCCUGUACGAAUCCGACGAUGAGGACGAGGACGAAGACUCGGAAGAUCUCAAGGAUACGCGGAUUACACAACGUAUGUCGGACAAGCAUCGAGUCCCCGAUACAGAACUCUCGGAUUCGGAGGAUGAAGGCGAUAACCGCCGCGACCAACGUAGCUACCGCGAGUCCCGCGAGCGAGAGAUCAAGCGAGCACCACGCCGCGACCGCGAGAAGCAGCGAUUUGAAGAGGAACGGAAGCGGUACCAGGAAAUCGAUCAAGUCCAACAGCAGCAAAAGGAGCUCGAGCGCAAGUACCUGGAACAGCUGUCCGAGUCGGGCAAGGGCAGACGGCGCGACACCCCUGUUGGCGGUAGCGGCACACCAGGCCCCGUCGGCAGCGACGCCAAGGCAGCAGCCAUCCUGAGCGAGACGGCCCUCAAGGUCGAGUCUGGAACCAAGACGCUGGCUGAAGUAGCUUCCGAACUGCAUGCAGGCAACGCUCGCGUGAGCAAAGACGUCAAGCUGGCAGAGGGUGCCCCCCAAGAGCAAGAAGCGGCCUCGUCGAUGAUGGAUAUGGACGAGCAGGGCUCGGAUGUGCCCUAUUCGCCCGCCAACGAGUCGGACCGGGCCUUCUUCCCCGAGGGCAAAGAGGGCAACGAGGGAACGCCCAGCGCCGUGGCACCAGUUACGGGCGAAGGCGAGGGCGACAUGAUGGACAUGGACCAGGCAUGAGCACGAUCCUUGGCCCCGAGGUGCUCUUGCUCGGCGAGUGCGCAACACACAAGCGCUUGGAAGGGCCUGGAGGGAGCCGCCGGGGAGAUAUAGUCAAUAUACGAUUGCCGAUAGCAGAGUCCAUCGCCGACGCAGUUGCCGCGAUCGGCUGGAGGCAGGGCUCCCGUGUGGCAAGCACUGGCAGAUGUGAUCGAAUGC